Molecule: messenger RNA, 1615 nt
Organism: Lactuca saligna
Lineage: Eukaryota; Viridiplantae; Streptophyta; Magnoliopsida; Asterales; Asteraceae
Source: the annotation of a GenBank genome assembly
AUGGGAUACACAGAAGUUCUUACCUCUGUCGCAAGAUUCAAAAAGUCAUGCCUGCCGCCACAGUGGAACGGUCUAUUUACAGUCCUUUUCAAGGGCUUGUCGGAGAGAAGUUCAGGAUCAGAUGGUGCAAGUCGUCUCUUCCUCACCAUCAUGUACGGGGUUUACAAUGGGAUUAACCUGGACUAUGGGUUUGUCCUAUGGCAACAACUUAUUCAAAGCCUCUCCUCUUCAUCCCGACAUUCUGAAGUCUCGUUGGCCCGAUUCUGGAUCCUGAUUACAAAAUGGGCCAUGGAUAGAUUUGAUGUUCCUAUUGCUGAUGGUGCAUCGAUGUCUUCUGUUGGUACUUUCCAUACCAAGAAGAUCAUAGUCUCAGAUGCAUCAAAAUUCUCCUUCAUUGGCUCUAUCCCGGAGUCAAUGUAUGGCGAUGUGCCAUCUGAUAGCAGGUUGAUUCGGAAGCUCAAGGAGCUAAGGCCAUCUGGUCCAAGGGAACUGACCCCGGAUAUGCUCAAGUCAAUUCACGAUGCAGACAAACCGGUGAGCAGGGGCAAAAAGGCAGAAAAAGGGAAGCAAACGUCCAAAGGUCCAAAGGGACCUUCUCCUAAAAAGCGGAAACAACCGAAAGCCGCACAAUCCCCACCGCCGAAGAAGAGGAAGACCCAACCGAAGCGAAAGCUUGUAAUUCCCUCUUCUUCGAGUGACUCUGAGGGUGAGAGUUCGGGUUCUGACGACUCUCAAGGAGACGCAUCUCCUCAACAAGGAAACACACCACCUCGGUCCCCUACCCCAGAGAUGGAACUUCCCAUUUCCCCAAUUCCUUCCCCUCCUCCAAUCUUUACAACUGCAACCAAAUCACCACAUGCCCAUAUCUACGACCACCACGACCUGCUGCUUCUCACAUAUCUUCCCUCACGAUUAAAAUUGAUUCUAGAAGACUAAUUGACUAGAUGGAGAAAGGGAUUACUCAUAAUAAUAUCUGGUGCUUUUAAAAUUGAGGUAUUUAUGAUUGACACUUUUUGGGUUAGUUACUAAUCAUGGACAAAGUGACAGUUUACUGAUCUUUCUGUCUUUAACGGAUCCUCUGUAUUUGUUGGUUAAAAUUGUCAAUUGAUGGCAUUGGAAAGGUGAAAUUUUAGGAGAAGGACACUUAUCGUUGUUGUAUAAUCAUGUGGUUCCUUUGGCUGAUGCUGAAAAGUUUGCUUCCAUGCUCGAAGCAGAAGUUUCCGAGAGUGAAAGCCAUAUUGUAGGAAGUAUUAUAUACGUGGCCAAAAUUUUGAAAGAGUGUUAUCAAACUGUUUGCUUCUGAAAGGUGAGGCAAGAAGGUUGCAGAAGGAGAUGGAAGUGUAUAAGAAAGUGUUAAAAACUCUAGAGGAGAUUAUACAACAUGCACCCCUUGAGUUCACUAUAAAGUGUUGUGGCUUUGAGAAACGAAUGUUUGGGUAAAACUCCAUGUUUUCUCUAAUUUGAUGUGAAACAAAAAAUAUUAUUGGAUUUUAAUGUAAAUAUAAGUAUUAUUUUUUCAUUGUUGUACGUUUUUCAUCAUUUUUGUUGCAUGAGAUCUGUGUUGUAUCACAUGUUUUAAAAGAUUUUAUGAAGUUUAGAAAGUUUAUACAAAGCC